Messenger RNA from Colletotrichum lupini, 1218 nucleotides. RefSeq names its product CFEM domain-containing protein. Bases 1 to 1218 code for a protein of 405 amino acids. The transcript has 8 exons. NCBI's taxonomy places the organism in Eukaryota, Fungi, Ascomycota, Sordariomycetes, Glomerellales, Glomerellaceae. The record is from RefSeq and is a predicted model, not a curated record.
AUGAGGACGUUUGGCGCACUCACUUUUCUACUGUGCAUUAUCACAAUCGCAGCCGGAGCCAUUCCUAGUAUCUCCGAUUAUCCUCCUUGCGCAGUUACCUGCAUCGUUGAUGCCCUACCUCAGUCCCCAUGUACUGGUCUGAACCAGACUUGUCUUUGCGCCGACCCGGUCUUCAACGACAAUGUUGGGGCUUGUGUUAACUCUGGAUGCACAGUCAAAGACGGCCUCAUCGUAGCAAAUAUGACCUGGGCAAACUGCGGCUUCCCGUUGACCGACAACACAGCGAUACCCCGAUUCCUCACAGGUACACUCUUCAUCUUACCAGUCAUCUUCAUGUGUAUACGGAUCUUGAACAAAUUUGUCAACCCAUCUCCUUGGGGCGCUGAUGACGUUUGCAUCUUCAUCGGGUUUGCAUGCGCGACGGCUUUGGUGCCUAUUGUGUAUCGAUUACUGGCUAUUGGUCUUGGGAGGGACAUCUGGACUCUCCAACCUUAUAAAAUCACCGAGUUCCUCAAGAUUCUUUUUAGUACCCAGAUCUUCUACAUCACUGGCUUGAGUACCAUCAAAGCGUCCAUCUUAUUCUUCUACCUCCGUAUUUUUCCAUCUGUUCGCUUUCGCCGAGUAUUAUGGGCUACACAAGGUUUCAAUGCUUUGUUAUUAUUCCUGUACCUCAUUCUCACGUUCACUCAAUGUCGCCCACUCAACAAAUACUGGCUUGGAUGGGAUGGAGAACAAGCAGGCGUUUGCAUGGACUUCAACAAGCUCGUCUUGACUCACGUUGGCUUCAACAUUCUCUUGGAUAUUUGGAUGCUGGCCCUGCCACUCACACAGCUUUAUAAACUGAAUCUCGGAUUCAAGAAGAAAUUAGGGGUUAUCUUGAUGUUUUCUGUUGGAUUAUUCCUCACCGCAGUCAGCGCUCUCAGGAUUCAAGUCUUGGUUCACUUUGCGACCGCCAAUAACAUCACUUCUGAGGCCUUGUGGGUCUAUGUCUGGUCCCUUGCGGAACUUGAUGUUGGUGUUUUUGUUGCCUGUAUGCCUAGCGCAAGUCAACUCUGGAGAUGCACCUUCUCAAAGAUCAGAACGCUCUCACAUAGAUCUAACGAAAGGUCUGGAUCAACCACUGAAAUGAUUCCGUCGCCAAAGAGGGCCAGUGCACCAAAGGCUCGGCACUUGUCUCUGGAGUCAACGUCGUCGAUAUUGAAUCGGUCCCCGGUCUGA